Panicum virgatum (switchgrass) is the source of this 882-nucleotide messenger RNA. RefSeq names its product non-specific lipid-transfer protein 3-like. Gene Ontology annotation, cellular component: membrane. Gene Ontology annotation, biological process: lipid transport. The record is from RefSeq and is a predicted model, not a curated record. The transcript has 2 exons. Bases 217 to 597 code for a protein of 126 amino acids. Gene Ontology annotation, molecular function: lipid binding. NCBI's taxonomy places the organism in Eukaryota, Viridiplantae, Streptophyta, Magnoliopsida, Poales, Poaceae.
UUCCCAAAAAAAAAAGUAACUCUCCAGUGUAGUGGACGACUAACGACCUGAUGAGCUGAGCUCCGAUCCGGAUCCAUCCUCUAUUUAAACUGGCCCCUGCUGGUGAUCCUGCUCAUUCCCCCACAGCACAAAGCAGCUAGACAUCCACUCAGCUCACACACUGCAGCUAGCAUUUGCUUAGCUUAGCAGGAGCAUCAUAUCGAUAAUAAUAAUACAAUGACAAUGGCUUUGAUGAUGAAGAACAACAGGAUGCAGGCGGUGGUGGCGUUGGCCGUUGUCAUGGCAGCUGCGGCGCUGGUGGCGUCGGCGUCGGCGGCCAUCACGUGCGGGCAGGUGGGUUCGGCGCUGGCGCCGUGCAUCCCGUACGCGACGGGGAAGGCGAGCGCGCUGCCGUCGUCGUGCUGCGGCGGCGUGCGCAGCCUCAACAGCGCGGCGCGGACGAGCGCGGACCGGCAGGCGGCGUGCCGGUGCCUCAAGAGCCUGGCCAGCACCGUCAAGUCGGUGAACAUGGGCACCGUCGCCACCAUCCCCGGCAAGUGCGGCGUCUCCGUGCCAUUCCCCAUCAGCAUGUCCACAGACUGCAACAAGGUCAACUAAAUUAAUGGUAUGUACAUACCAGCUGAUCGACGAUGAGAAGCUUUGGUGACGUCGUCCUUCACAAGAUCUGCUGUAAUAUACAUGUUGUACUCGAUCUGUGUGUACGUGCGCAUAUAUAUACAUGUGUACAUGCCUAUGUACGAUCGAUGUUAUGUGCACAUGUAUGCUUGUGUGUCCUGCUGUAAUAAUCGAGACAGAGAACUGCUGCUACACUGUUAGUUCAGUGCUGCUUCGACUGGCCUACUAGCUUGUUCAGACAAUAACUAUUAAUCGUUCUGCUCUAAA